AUGGCGGAGAGCGUAGUUAAAACGAACAACAACAUCGCAAAGGUUCCUUAUUGGUGGAAUUCGGAAAUUGAAGCAAAGAGGGGGCACUGCAUAAAAGCGCGCAGAGAAUUCACUAGGAAAAGGCGAAAAUCAGAGGUUACAACGGAAGAACUAAUAGCAACACACGACGCAUACAUCACCAAUAAGAAGGAUCUGAGGCGUCUCAUACACGUAGCAAAAAAAAAUGCUGGGAAGAAGGAAUUGCUGCGCGAAAACCUGAACAAUGACAUCUGGGGAGAGGCAUACCGAAUUGUAACAAAACAAAUGGCUACCACUGGAUCUCCCUGCAGCUUAAGUGACGCACGGAAGGUUCAAAUAGCAAGGGAACUCUUUCCGGAAAGGCAAGAUAUAUGGCUAAGGGAACCCAUCGAGGAUGAUAUAGAUCCUUUCAGUAUAGCAGAGCUUGAAGCGGAAGUGCAAAAGUUGAAGAACGGAAAGGCACCCGACCCUGAUAAUGUCCCGCCAGAAGCAAUAAAGGAGCUACUAACGUUGAGACCAGACUUGUUGCUGAGCCUGUUGAAAAAUUUGCUUAGGGAACAUUACCUAGAAAACAGGACGAUAAAGGUAGCCAAGGAAGAACUUCCCAUGACCACAGGUGUUCCCCAAGGAUCCGCUUUGGGCCCACUUCUGUGGAACAUCUUUUAUGAUGGAAUUCUGAGGAUCCAUACGCCAAAUGUCAGAGCCAUCGGAUUUGCGGAUGAUCUCGCGUUAGUAGCCACGGCAACGAGCGACAUUGCCCUGAUGGAUACAGUAAAUAAAGCACUAGCAAAAGCAGAUCAGUGGAUAGAGGAGCACCACUUGACUUUGGCUCCAGAGAAAACAGAAGCGGUUGUACUUCGCAGAGACCGAAUUCGAAGGAAAAGCACUCAUGGUCGGAAAAAGAUCACCUUUAUACCGGAUGAUGGGAUAAACAAAUCAUACGUGAGGAAGAUCCUAGAGUACGAGUUUCACAAAGCGGACAUCGAGGUAAACUUGAUGACAGCCAGAGGAAAAGACCGAGAGCACAGCAGACCCUGGUCAAGUAAAACACAAGCCCAAUCUCAAGCGGUGAUCGUUAAGAAAGGGGGCCGGCAGUACGCCGAUCUCCUAAAGACAGUGAAGAAGAAUAUCGAUUUAGGGAAAAUCGGUGUCAAAGUCAGGAACAUAAGAGAGACCGCAAGAGGAGACCUACUGCUGAACGUGGAAGGGGGUGGUGAGAAGGCAGACUCCCUUAAAAAAGAAAUUGCCGCCCAGCUCAAGGAUGUAGGUGUCUCCAUAUCCACUGUACACAUCAGCGAUAUAGACCCUACAGUCACCGAGGAGGAGAUCGAGGAAGCAAUUUACGAGGCAACCCAAGUAGACAGAGCAGCACCAGUAAAGGUGUUGAAUAUGAGGCCCACCAGAGAUGGAAAUAGAAUUGCAACCGUCAGGUUAUCAAACCAUAUGGCGGAAGUCCUAAGCAACAGAGGCAAGCUGAUGAUACGCUGGGUGGCAUGCAGAGUCCGUUAG
Acanthoscelides obtectus is the source of this 1527-nucleotide messenger RNA. NCBI's taxonomy places the organism in Eukaryota, Metazoa, Arthropoda, Insecta, Coleoptera, Chrysomelidae. The record is from the annotation of a GenBank genome assembly.